UUUUCCCAAUACAAUGAAACAGCCAGUCCACGUGCAAGGUACUGUCCCAACUUUAGCGAUGACCGCAGCUCAAUCCCAAGCAACUCCCCAUACCAUAACAGGUAAUACGAGUCCGCGCCAUGGUGGCUCAGCCGAGAACUGCGCGACGCCAGAUGCCAAUGCUUCGGCAAGUGAUGCAGCCGAAAAUAAGAAUAUCAACGGUACCGCCGAUACAGGCAGCAAAGGAUAUGGCAGAUUGGCAGCCUUGCUCGCUAGACAAGACGAGUAUGCCAUUUUCCGUCGUUUCAAGUACCUGAAUUGUCUAAGCCUACUGUAUCAACAGGCCGAGAUCAUUUUCCUCCAGGAUCACCUGGAGAAGCUGGCAGCAAUGGACCGAACACACUCCUGUCGAAUGCGACAGUUCUUUGACAGGGACUGGAUUACCCUUGCACUUCAAGGGGAUCCGGAAGCAGGACAACAAUGGGCAACCAUGCAGCUGAUUCAACUGAAGCUGGCAAAAUACAAUAAGGCCCUCCUCACCCAAGCCUCACUCGCCAAACUGAAUCCUCCCAACUUCCAGGAUCUAACCUUUCUCCGAGAAUGGAUUGGUCGUGCCGACAACGGGAAUUAUCCUAUUCAUGGCCCAGAUCAGCAUGCAUGGGAUCCAGAAUUUGAAACUGAUCUCAUGGCUAUCAACCCACGGGUGCCGUUGGAUCGCCUCUCCCGCUGGGUGAACGACAUCAUCUUCCCCUGGUAUCACAAACUCUUCGGGGCCAAGAUCAAGGACCCGGAGGAUGCGGCCAAAAACCUCGGCACUGGUAUUUACAUCUACAGCGAGUCUCAUCUUCAAAUCGUCAUCGAGACAUUCGUCACCGUCGUCGCAGCCCUGCUUCCAGUGCUGAGCAUUGUGGUGCUCUACUUCCUGGGCGACAAUAACAAGUUCAAGUUCAUGGCCUUGGUGAUAUUCUCGGCGAUCUUUGCUUUGGCGCUAGCAAUCAUGACGAAGGCCAAAAGGGUGGAGGUGUUUGCUGCCACUGCUGCCUUUGCGGCCGUGAAUGUGGUGUUUCUGUCCCAAGAUCCCACCGGCGAAGAGCUGGUUGAGCUGAUGAAGCAGUAUUUAACUGGAAAAAAAGGGGAAAAUUGACGGCAUCACUAACGGCUGUUUGAGGAACUCCCUUGUAUUGUACACCAAGUGUUGAGGAUACCUUAUUACAGACAUAUAGUAUCAGGAUGGAUAGUUCCAAGGGUACCUACCUACUCGACAGAGAAGGAAUGAGCUCGCAAGUGGUCUAAUGACCUGUAG
Messenger RNA from Podospora bellae-mahoneyi, 1282 nucleotides. RefSeq lists its product as uncharacterized. Bases 14 to 1123 code for a protein of 369 amino acids. The record is from RefSeq and is a predicted model, not a curated record. Lineage: Eukaryota; Fungi; Ascomycota; Sordariomycetes; Sordariales; Podosporaceae. The transcript is spliced from 5 exons.